Messenger RNA from Coffea arabica (coffee), 530 nucleotides. NCBI's taxonomy places the organism in Eukaryota, Viridiplantae, Streptophyta, Magnoliopsida, Gentianales, Rubiaceae. The record is from RefSeq and is a predicted model, not a curated record.
GAUUUCUAAAGGAAGUGUUUUUUCUUCCAACUCUUAAUACGGGAGACGAGAAAAUGAUUGCUGGUAUUGCUUGCUUGAUGUCAGAAAUUGGUCAGACAGCACCAUCUUUGAUUUUGAAAGCAAGUCCUGAGGCAGUAAUACUCAUGGAUGCUCUGUUGAGGUCAAGUCUUGCAGGUUGCAUUCUUGGGCAUGAUUUGAGUGGUGGAGGAGAUAGAAAGAAUAUACAAGAAGUGAACGAUUCUAUGUUUAUUGAUGAUGGAGAAGCUAUUGAUCUGCCUGAUGGCCUUGUUCAAUUUUGGAUGAAUUUGGUGGAACUUUUCGUUGAUAUCUAUCAAAUUUUUGGCUCUGCUGCAUUCAGGCUAUCUCGAGCUACUGUGUUCAGCAUUAUAACUUCAUACUUUUUGGAUGCUUUUCUAGGCGUUGAUCAGCUCAGCUUCAACAACCUAAGCAUUCAAGACUAAAAUUGAACUUGUUUGAUUUUCAUAUUUAGAAUGCCUGUAGAACUAGAACCUCUUUCGGAUGACUAUUCA